GAUGCAAAAUGGUGGUACAUAGGGUGACGCUCUAAGGAAAGUGAAGUGUUCUGUGUUGUGUAAUCAGUGAACUAAUUGACAAUCAAUAUGUAUUACCAGACUUUAGUGCUGUGCUGCGUGGCCCUAGCCUCGGCCAACGAAUACCAGGACGCUUUGAAAAAACUUUGGAGUAAAAACAGUGAUUCGCAAAUCGAUGUCACCAGUGCUUCAAUAGUUAUUAAACCUUCCAGUUUCGAGACGAGGGAUGCAAGAAUCCCUUACACAUACAAGCGGUAUGCCUUCAAGCCUCGCGCUAUUCCUCUAAGGACUGAAGCGCCCCAAGUGGAAAGAAAUGUGUAUUACGCCGAUGUCAAGAAUAAAAGCAAUAUACUUUUCCCUGGUAAUUAUAUCCCAAUUGCCAAAGAGAAAAGUAAUUUGACGGAUGAUGGCCAGUUCCAAGUUAGAGCAAUACCCUUGAUCAGGAGAGAUGAGUUCGAGAGGCGGUCGUUGGAUGUCGAGGAACCGAUCAUUGAGAAGCCUGAGGGAUUCUCAGAGGCGACCAUCUCAAGGAGAUCACUAUCUUACAUAAUGGGUGAGGAUGAAGAUGAAGAGGACGAAUUCGAGGAUGAUGAUGAUGGAGAUUUUGAAGAAGAAGACGUCGGCAGCAUCAAAGGGCAAGAAGAAGAAAGACAUAAAAACAAGAGAAAGAAGAAGCUCAAGCCUAAAAAGCUGAAAAAAUACAUGCUACCACUACUAUUGGCGUACAAGAUGAAAUAUUUUGCUUUAGUACCAGUGAUGAUUGCAGGACUGGUCCUUUUGAUAGGAGCUACUGGUCUAGCAGGAUUCUUCUUUGCAUUAUUUGCAGCAGUCAUGGGAUUACAGAAGGGAGGAUAUUAGACAAAAGACCAAUGACACCGGCUUCGAAUCUGGAAACAACGAAAACGAAUGAAAACCGAUUGAGAUUCCACAACAAAAUUCUACUAACAGGGUUGUAAUUUUUUUGGAGUUGAAUCUCAAAUUAUCGACCUCGAAGAAGGUGUAAGAGAUAUUAAUGGAGUAAAGAAAGGAUCAGUUUUUGAAGUCGGUUGUAAUUAAAAUAAAGUCGACGACUCGCAGUUGCCAUUCAGUCUAAGUAAGCAUUCAUCUGGAAUCCAUCCCUGCUAGUCUGAUGUCGAAAACAAAGAAAAUCCACCGAUAGUUAAUUGGCAGAUUUUUCUGUUCCCUAUAAUUUUCCUGUUUUUCGUACAAAACUUGGACUAUUGAAUUUCUGUAUUUAAUUUUUUAAUACAUAUUCUGUUAAGGCUCGCGCAAUGUAAAUAUAGUUAAGUGGUAGUAUUAAGUUAUUUAUUUAUUUAUUGUUAGUACGAAUAGAUAAUGUAGUUACCAAUUAUAACGUAGACGAAUGUAUCGCUAACAAUGAUAAUAUAAUUAUACGCAAGUGCUUUGAUG
This is a messenger RNA of Helicoverpa armigera (cotton bollworm), 1428 nucleotides long. RefSeq lists its product as uncharacterized. The record is from RefSeq and is a predicted model, not a curated record. Lineage: Eukaryota; Metazoa; Arthropoda; Insecta; Lepidoptera; Noctuidae. Bases 88 to 876 code for a protein of 262 amino acids. The transcript has 2 exons.